AGAAUGGAUUCAUGCAUCCAGGCACUUGAAAGCAUAUUUGAAGGAGCCAACCUUACUGAAAUAAGUGAAUUUGCUUUUUGUGACUGACAUGUGUUACACUGCAAUUUGUAAAUUUAAGAACAUCCAGUCCUGAUAAGCCCAGGGUACAAGAUAUUGUUCCAAGACAAUAACUCCAGUGUUAGGAACAUUAUUAGAGGAAAAAAAAG
This is a messenger RNA of Acanthoscelides obtectus, 206 nucleotides long. The record is from the annotation of a GenBank genome assembly. NCBI's taxonomy places the organism in Eukaryota, Metazoa, Arthropoda, Insecta, Coleoptera, Chrysomelidae.